AUGGUCUAUGGCUUCAUUCUGGCCUUCUUCGGGUCACUGGCGACAUGCGCCUCUCUUGCUGAGAUGGCUUCAAUAGGGAUCGCAUUACUAAUUGUUGAAAGGUACCCUAUUUCUGGAGGACAGUACUAUUGGGCGUCUCUUCUCGCUCCUCCAGGAAAGGUCAAAUUCCUUAGUUUCUUGACCGGCUGGCUCUCCGUCCUCGGAUGGCAGUCUGCUUCUACCACUGGUACAUAUCUUGGGGGUACCAUCAUUCAGGGGGUCGUCAAGCUCAACUACCCUGAAUAUACGCCCGAGAGAUGGCAGGCUACACUUAUGUUAUAUGCAGUCCUUAUUCUCUCUCUCUCUGUUAAUGUUUCUCUCGUCAAGUGGCUUCCUGGAGUUGAAGGAGUCAUCUUGAUUAUUCACGUCGUUGGAUUCUUCGCAAUCAUGAUACCCCUGGUCCACCUUGCUCCUAUUAGUUCAGCUAAGUUUGUCUUCACCGAGUUCAUAAAUACCUCCGGCUACAGCAGCAGUGGACUAUCCUGGCUGAUCGGCCAGUCAGCCAGUGCUGUCUUGUUCAUUGGAUACGACGGCGCAUGUCAUAUGGCUGAAGAAGUACAAAAUGCGCGCAUCAACGUCCCCAGGGCCAUGUUCUUUACAAUGUUUAUCAACGGUGCCAUGGGACUAGCAAUGUACCUUGUCAUCCUUUUCUGCAUCGGAGACAUAGACAGGGUCAUCAACACAGAAACUAAGGUUCCUUUCAUUGAGUUAUUCCGAAAUUCAACCCAGUCAAACACAGCUGCCACCGUCCUAACCUCCUUAUUGAUAACAACCUACAUUGUUGCAAACUUCAAUUUCAUGGCCUCUGCUUCAAGACAGGCUUGGGCCUUUGCCCGUGAUGGCGGUCUACCAUUCUCACAUAUCUUGCGGAAGAUUGACCGCAAACGAUCAAUUCCUCUUUUCGCAAUCGCCCUCACUGGAGUUCUUAAUGCCCUCCUUGGAUUGAUCAGCAUUGGCUCAAAUGUCGCUUUCUCUGCUGUCGUCUCUCUGGUUGUAUCCGGUUACAUGUCCUCCUACGUUAUCGUCAUAUGUGUUAUGAUCCAUAAACGUCUUACCCAUGGGAAGAUCGAGUUCGGCCCAUGGAAUCUUGGUCGGUAUGGCCUACCGAUCAACAUUGUUGCCGUCAUAUAUACCACUGUCACAGUCAUAUUUGCGUUUUUCCCCCCCUCUGUCCCCGUCAAUGCUGAGAACAUGAAUUACUCUGGCCCUGUUUAUGGUGUGGUUGUUGCAUUUGGAAUAGUAUACUAUAUUGUACGCGGCCAUAAAACAUAUACAGGCCCGAAGCUGCCCCGGAAUGGAUUAUAG
Molecule: messenger RNA, 1344 nt
Organism: Trichophyton benhamiae CBS 112371
Lineage: Eukaryota; Fungi; Ascomycota; Eurotiomycetes; Onygenales; Arthrodermataceae
Product: amino acid permease, putative
Exons: 5
Coding region: 1-1344 (447 amino acids)
Biological process (GO): transmembrane transport
Cellular component (GO): membrane
Molecular function (GO): transmembrane transporter activity
Source: RefSeq, a predicted model, not a curated record